Penicillium griseofulvum is the source of this 1911-nucleotide messenger RNA. RefSeq lists its product as uncharacterized. Bases 1 to 1911 code for a protein of 636 amino acids. The transcript is spliced from 5 exons. The record is from RefSeq and is a predicted model, not a curated record. Lineage: Eukaryota; Fungi; Ascomycota; Eurotiomycetes; Eurotiales; Aspergillaceae.
AUGAGCCAUGGAUCGCAAAUGCCUGGACACUUGGAAGAUGAGAGCUAUGAUCUCACCCAGACAGAGGAGGUUGGCCCCCUCGAGUCACUGAGCCCGAGGCCACCCACCACUCAAUGGAAGGCAUCGUCACGGAAAGUAGAAGAGACUCUUGCUCAGGGCCUGUCCAAUGAAGAUUUAUGGAUGCUGAUCCGGCGAUUUGACAAGCAAAUAUACCAUGUGAAAGCGGUUCAUGAUACCGCUGCUCUGAACUUGGAUCUCAAUCGGACAGAAAAUGAGCAAUUUCCACCCGAAAAGCUGCGCAUAACGCUUGAGAGGUUUUAUACCUCCGUGGUUGUCGGAGUGACCGAGCUUUUCCGCCAUAUCACGCGCCUGCGAUCAUGGAAGGAACCAGCGAGAACAACAAUAUUCUGUGCGGGUUAUUUUGUUGCUUGGGCCGUGGAUCUCUUAGUUCCAACCAUCCUGGGUCUUGUUGUUGCCCUGAUAAUGGUUCCGUCUGUUCGACUAUUAUUAUUCCCUGGCUUGGCAAAGACAGAAUACUCAAAUAGAAAGACCUCGGCAGACGGACAAGUUCAAUCUGAGGAUAGUCUCACGGGCGCCCCAGAAAACCAUAAGGGUGAAGCCGCUGAACGAGAAGCCAAAAAUCUAGUCGACAGUUUCGCCAACGUUGCUAUGGAGAGUGCAGCGGCUAAAUAUGGGCAAGCAGUUACAGAGGACACUGACAAGCCUGCGCUUAUUGAGAGCCCAGAAGCCGUCGAGACUGCAGCCGGAACCCCGACAGGCGAUUCCUCUGAAGACAAAACCAAGAAGCCCAUGAAAAAGAAGGUAGCCAAUGCGACCGAUAAAGUUAUGCGUAUUCUGAGCGAUAUUACUGAUAUCUAUGAGAAAUUCGCCAAUAUCCUUUCUCCAACACCUCCGUUCUUUUUGGUUACGUCUAGACUUCGCCUUGCGAGUAUCUUUACCCUGGUGUCUGUUAUUGUACCCUUCACAUCUAGUUAUUGGAUCAUCAAGCUCGUUGGCUUUGCGCUUGGACUGGGCUUCUUUGGGGACCCAAUAUUCACCUACACCCUUGACCUACUGAACAAUAAAGUACCAAACUGGAAAGAUCAUCUCGAUUUGCAAAAGACACUUUUGGCUGGCGUUCCUACAAACGCGCAGCUCACUUUGACCCUGCUUCGAAUUGGCGAGAUCAAUUCUUCUCCACUACCACCCGCUCCAUCCCCUGAUGACGACGAGCCGGUAUGGCCCAUUCGCCGCAAAAAGUCACAGACACCCAGCUCUACAGACCUCACUACGCAGGGAUCAUCUGUGAGCCUCCAGUCGUCGAGCUCUACCACAUCGCUCCCGGAAACAAAGGUACCGAAGAAGAGAUUUGUGUUCAAGCUUUUCAAGUUUUUCCGCCGCACAAUUGCCACGGCAAUCAAGGGCCAUAUCGCCUUUGACCGAGCCAUGGCCAUUGCAGGAUCAGCACAUACGAAGAAUCUGAUUGGAAUGCUUCAAAGCGGAAACUUUGCUGCUGCCGCAACGCAGUUUGGGCCUUUGAAGUUUGAUGCAAAGUAUGAACGCAAGAGAGGUGCGGCAGUCAUUGACUCGUCGAAGGAGCCUCCCAUCUUGUAUUUCACUACAUAUGCAUCUGCUGGGCUGGAUGAUUUACGCAUCGAAAGUAGGAAGAAGGGUUCUAUUCUGUUCCAGAUUCCUGUCACUGAAAUCAAGGAGUUGAAGAAGACCGAGGGAUUAGGAUGGAAGGGGAAAUUGAUUGUUGAAUUAACAGCUGGAAGUAAGGAGGCUGCGGAUGGUUUGGUUGUCACCGGUGAUGAGCCGGGCCAGUCUUACCAUCUCACUGGUAUGCGAUCAAGGAAUCAACUGUUCAAUCGGUUGGUUGCGAUUGAUGCGCAGUUCUGGGAAAGUCGUUGA